CAUGUAGGUAUAAACAAGUCAUGGGAAGAUGAGUAUCCAUUCAUCAAGCCGGCAAGCUCUUUCGUGGAUGGUGACCAUGACUACGACUACAUCAUUGUUGGUGGUGGCGCUGUCGGUUGCCCUUUAACGGCCACCCUUUCCCAAAACUUUCGUGUGUUGUUGCUAGAAAGAGGAGAUGUUCCGUUUGAUAACGUUAACAUCUCAUCUUUAGAAAACUAUUCCUAUAACUUGAUGGAUACAUCACCUAAAUCCGCAUCUCAAGCUUUUGUUUCAACUGAUGGUGUUCCCAACAACAGGGCUAAGGUCUUAGGUGGAGGAACAUGCAUCAAUGCUGGCUUCUACAGUAGGGCCAGCCCAAUGUAUUUUCAACCUAUAACAAAAUAUCAAAUUUUAUGGAUAACGUUUAUUGAGGAAGCAGGUUGGGAUGUUGAACUUGCAUAUGAUUCAUAUACAUGGAUUGAAAGGCAAAUUGUCCAUCAACCAAAAAUCAAAAGAUUUCAAAGGACCUUUCUAAAUGGUCUUCUUGAAGCUGGUGUCUUGCCAUUCAAUGGGCUCACUUACGACCAUUUUUAUGGAACCAAGAUUACUGGAACAAUUUUCGACGAGCACCAUCACCGCCACACUGCCGCGACAUUACUUGAAUCUGGGAAACCCAAAAACCUUGAGGUUCUCAUCCACGCCACCGUUCAAAAGCUUUUAUUUGCUAAAAUUGUUAGACAAAUUCCACUAAAACCAUUUUCAGGGGAAAGAUUACUUGUAACUGGAGUGGAGUUUGAAGAUGAAAAUCAGAUCCGACAUCAAGCAUUCUUGUCGAACGACAAAGGAAUGAAUAGUGAAAUAAUAUUGUCUAGUGGGACAAUUGGUAGCCCUCAAAUACUACUUCUAAGUGGUAUUGGACCUAAAGAUGACCUUUUAAAAUUAAACAUAUCAAUGGUGCUAGAAAAUGAUUUUGUUGGGAAAAGCAUGUUUGAUUGCUCAACCAACUAUGCCUUGGUGUCAAUUGAAGAAAACUUUAACACAUCCCCACCACAAGUUGUUGGAAUUGCAAAGGAGGGGGUCUAUUUAGAAGCUUUUGAAGGACUCAAUUUCCCACUAAAUGCCAUUGAAUUUGGUCAAAAACACGAUUCAACUCAGAGAGACACGAUGCUUCUCAAAAGUGGACUAACUUUUAAGAAAGAAUUGUGGGGAGAUUAUAUUUUAUCAAAAGUUUCCAAACCAAUCUCAAGGGGGCAAAUGAACUUGAUUAGCAAUAGUGCCUAUGACCAACCCUUGGUUACUUUCAAUUACUAUAGCAGUCAGAACGAUUUAUCAAUAUGUGUGAGCGGCUUACAAUUGAUGAGAAAGAUCAUAAGAUCGAACUCCUUCAAAAACAUUACCAACAAUAAAAAAGUGUCGGAAGAAACAUUAGUUGACGAUGAAGAAUCCUUAAAGAAGUUGUGCAAGGAAACUGUGAGCACAAUUUAUCACUACAAUGGAGGUUGCAAUGUGGGUCGUGUGGUGGACAAUGAAUACAAGGUUUAUGGCGUAGAAAGGCUUAGGAUUGUUGAUGGUUCGAUAUUUGAUGAAACACCCGGUACUAAUCCUCAAGCAACAUAUAUGAUGCUUGGAAGGUAUGAUCCAAAACAACAAUUACUUAUGACACUAAAAAAUAUGUUUUAA
Messenger RNA from Impatiens glandulifera, 1659 nucleotides. Its product is annotated as protein HOTHEAD-like. The annotation marks the transcript as partial. The transcript is spliced from 4 exons. Lineage: Eukaryota; Viridiplantae; Streptophyta; Magnoliopsida; Ericales; Balsaminaceae. The record is from RefSeq and is a predicted model, not a curated record. Gene Ontology annotation, molecular function: flavin adenine dinucleotide binding; oxidoreductase activity, acting on CH-OH group of donors.